Molecule: messenger RNA, 1796 nt
Organism: Prunus dulcis (almond)
Lineage: Eukaryota; Viridiplantae; Streptophyta; Magnoliopsida; Rosales; Rosaceae
Product: amino acid transporter AVT6C-like
Exons: 5
Coding region: 235-1581 (448 amino acids)
Biological process (GO): amino acid transmembrane transport
Molecular function (GO): amino acid transmembrane transporter activity
Source: RefSeq, a predicted model, not a curated record
UUUUAAUUAGAAGUUUGAAUGAACUUAAAACAUGGUGUAAACGAAGAGAAAUGGGGGAUUUAAAUAGAAAAACUCUCUUCUUUACGCAAGAAUGAUAAUUCUGCUAUUAGUUCACAUUAAUGCCAGGAUUAAAAUAACCAAUAACAAGCACACCAACUAUUUAUUGUAGCCUCCAAGCAUCCCCAGAAUCAUGUAGUUGCUAUCAGCUAUAGCUCCCAAAAAAAAUCAAAGGAGAUGGUGAAGCAGGAAAACAGUGAUGAGGCUGAAGCAGUUGCUCAUCCACUCUUGCAGGACCUGAAGUCCUUGGAAGGUCAAAAUUCAUCAUCAUCAGAAAAAGGCGCUUCAUUUUCUGGGGCUGUCUUCAACAUCUCAACCACAAUGAUUGGAGCUGGGAUCAUGUCAAUUCCAGCAACCAUCAAGGUCCUAGGCAUAGUUCCUGGGUUCAUUCUCAUAUUGUUGGUGGCCUUGGUUGUGGAGGUCACAGUGGAGUUCUUGCUCAGGUACACAAACUCAGGCGAGUCUUCUACCUAUGCUGGCAUGGUGGGUGAGUCUUUUGGACCCUGGGGUUCCAUUGCUGUGCAAAUUUGUGUCAUCAUCACCAACCUUGGCUGCCUCAUCAUUUAUUUCAUUAUCAUUGGGGAUGUUCUAUGUGGAAGUCAGUCUGGAGGAACCUUGCACUUUGGUAUUUUACAAGAAUGGUUUGGCAUCCACUGGUGGAAUUCUCGUGCUUAUGCGCUUCUCUUCAUUGCACUCUUUGUGAUGCUUCCAUUAGUCUUGUCACGCCGAGUAGAUUCACUAAGGCACACUUCAGCAGUGUCCAUUCUGCUAGCAGUGGUUUUUGUUGUCAUAUGUUCUGCAAUGGCAAUUUACGCAUUGUGCAAAGGGAAGACUCAGAAACCGAGACUAUUUCCGGAUUUUGCACAUCAAGUCUCAGUAUUUGAUCUUUUCACCACGAUCCCAAUUCUUGUGACAGGUUUUGGAUUCCAUGUCAAUGUUCAUCCAAUUCGAGCAGAGCUUGGUAAACCUUCUGAUAUGAGAUCAGCUGCUCGGAUUUCUCUUGUGAUCAGCAUCAUCAUUUACUUUUCUAUUGGUUUCUUUGGCUACCUAUUGUUUGGCGAUUCGGUAAUGGAUGACAUACUAGUAAACUUUGAUCAAAGUUCCGAUUCCACAAUUGGGCAGAUAAUCAAUGACAUUGUUCGACUGAGCUAUGCAGUUCACCUCUUGUUUGUGUUUCCUAUUAUGAACUUUUCCUUAAGGGCCAACAUAGAUGAACUGCUUUUCCCAAAUAAGCCUAUUUUGGCCCAAAGCACCUCAAGAUUUCUGUCCCUCACUUUUGUGCUGCUCUCCUUUACAUACAUUGUGGCAAUAGCUAUCCCAAGCAUAUGGUACUUCUUUCAGUUCAUGGGAUCCACUACCAUAGUUUGCCUCUCAUUUAUAUUCCCAGCUGCUCUCAUUCUUAGGGAUGGGCAUGGUAUAUCAACAAGAAGGGACAAGAUAAUUGCAAUAUUGGUGAUUAUUUUGGCUGUGGUGACAAGCUCAAUUGCAAUGUCUACCACUCUGUACAAUUCAGCUCAAAGCUAGCCAUCUUAUUAUCAUAAACUGCUUUGCUACACUUGAAGUCAAAGAGGCUGAACUUGGCAGAUUAGGCAUGGGUUUUUGAAAGCCACACAAUCUGCUUCAGAGUAUAAUACAUUGUACACGUAUUUGUUCUACUGUUACAGACUAUGGAAUUCAUCAAAUUUGUCUUCGCUGUAAUUAUCUUCGGCAAUAAAUCUGCAGUAACUUUGAGACAUCAA